Boleophthalmus pectinirostris (great blue-spotted mudskipper) is the source of this 3118-nucleotide messenger RNA. Its product is annotated as long-chain-fatty-acid--CoA ligase 6-like. Bases 91 to 1125 code for a protein of 344 amino acids. Gene Ontology annotation, molecular function: arachidonate-CoA ligase activity. Gene Ontology annotation, biological process: very long-chain fatty acid metabolic process; long-chain fatty acid metabolic process; long-chain fatty-acyl-CoA biosynthetic process. The transcript is spliced from 10 exons. The record is from RefSeq and is a predicted model, not a curated record. Lineage: Eukaryota; Metazoa; Chordata; Actinopteri; Gobiiformes; Gobiidae. Gene Ontology annotation, cellular component: membrane; endoplasmic reticulum.
CGUCAUCCCUCUCUGUCUCAGUCCGUAGUGUACUGUCAUGGCGGUCGAAUCGGCUUCUACCAGGGAGACAUUCGACUCCUCUCGGACGACAUGAAGGCUCUGCGGCCGACCAUCUUCCCCGUGGUCCCGAGACUCCUCAACCGAAUGUACGACAAGAUCUUCAGCCAGGCCAACACUCCUCUGAAGCGCUCCCUCUUGAACUUCGCGGCGAGGAGGAAAGGAGCUGAAGUGAGUCGAGGCGUGAUCCGCAGCGACAGCAUCUGGGACAAAAUAUUCUUCAGCAAAAUACAGGCCAGUCUGGGAGGGAGGCUGCGGAUGAUCAUCACUGGAGCGGCCCCCACCUCUCCCUCCGUCCUGGGCUUCCUCAGAGCAGCGCUGGGGUGCCAGGUUUACGAGGCCUACGGUCAGACUGAAUGUACGGCCGGCUGCACCUACACCACCCCCGGAGACUGGACUUCAGGUCACGUCGGGGCUCCUCUCCCCUGUAACCUCAUCAAACUGGUGGAUGUCCCAGAGAAGAACUACUUUGCGUCGAAAGGAGAAGGCGAGGUGUGUGUGAAAGGACCAAACGUGUUUAAAGGCUACCUCAAAGACCCAGUGAGAACGGCCGAGACUCUGGACCCUGACGGCUGGCUGCACACGGGGGACAUCGGGAAGUGGUUACCGAACGGCACUUUGAAAAUCAUCGAUCGUAAGAAGCACAUUUUUAAGCUGGCGCAGGGAGAGUACAUUUCCCCGGAGAAGAUCGAGAACAUCUACAUCAGGAGUGAGCCCGUGGCACAGCUGUACGUGCACGGGGACAGUCUCCAGUCGUGUCUCGUUGGGAUCAUCGUCCCAGACCCAGAGGUGAUGCCGGAGUGGGCCAAGAAGAAGGGGCUGUCAGGCUCGUACCAGGAGCUGUGUGAAAACCCGCUGUUGAAGAAGGCCAUUCAGGAGGACCUGGUGCGUUUGGGCAAAGCCAGCGGCCUCCACUCCUUUGAACAGGUGAAGAACAUCCACAUCCACAGUGAGAUGUUCUCCAUUGCGAACGGGCUCCUGACCCCCACGCUGAAGGCCAAACGCCCCGAGCUCAAAGAGUAUUUCAAAACCCAGAUCGACGACCUCUACAGCAGCAUCUCCCUCUGAGCCCCCCCCUCCUCCUCUUCAUCUUCAUCAUCACCAACACUUCAGUCUUUAUUUCAGUCUAUUUCACGAUCACAUUGCUCUGUCCAGCAACAUUUCUACUGCAAAAACAAAUCUACAUGAGCUACAAUGACUUGAAUCCAAAACCUGAAUCAGAAGUUGGAUUUUCAUUGCCAUUUGACAGAAUUUAGUCUAGGAACUUGCCAAUAAUCAGUAAUAAAAGUAAAUUUAAGCUGUGAUACAUUAAAAUCAAGACGUGAAUUAAAAAUAAUGCAAAUAAGAAAACCAAAAUUGACUUUUUGAACUACAAUUGACCAAAUUUAAAUGUUUUCCUUCCAUGACGCCUCUGGAUUUUUGACAUUUGCCUAUAUCCCCGCGUGUCAGAUGCCCUCCCAUCCUCCAACACGCCUGUAGUUUUGGACGUUGUUGGAUAAAGAACACGAUAAUUGACAGCAAUUUUUUUUUUUAAAGUGACAAAAAACAGAACUAAAAUUUCGACUAGAUGUUUCCAGCAAAACGAUCUGCAAACUGAGUACGAUUUUUUUCACAUUUCAAGUGCACUUUUCAUUGGAAUAUUUCACAAAUAUGUUCAAAUAAAAUAGUCAAAAGUUUUCAAAUCAACCUUAAGAUUCUCGUUCAGGUCGGUUUCCACAUAUAUAUUUGUUUUUGCAGUGUUGUCAUGCCGUCCAUUUUGAAUUUUCUUUGCAUCAACAUUUUUUUAUUGUCAAACUAGUCUCUGCAGAAGCCAGUAGAGUUUGUCGUGUCUUAGAAGAAAAAAAACAACAACUUAAUGACGAGUACUAUUACUUCAAAAUGAUAUCACUCGAGUAGAAGUUAAAAUUAAAAACGUGAUUCAAGUUUCUCGAGUUUUGGUGAAAAAUCGACUUGGGAAUUGAGUAGCGCUAAUAAGAAAUUAUUAGUCGACUUAAAACUGUUCGUAUCUUCGUGUAACUGAACCAAACUGCACUCGGAAAACUACACCUGCAGGGGGAGUUCAUGCAAAAACUACUAUUCACUCAGCAAAAAGUACUAGGAGUCAAUGUAUUUAUAAAAAAAAAAAGACAGAUUUAACUUAAGAAUCACGAGUUUAAUCUGACUUUUUACGUUUACUGCAGCCCUAGUACGGAGUCAUUUGGAGGAGUCAAUCUCUUCCCUUAGCCGUUUCAAAUUGACACCAAAAAUGACGAGGUUUUAUGCAAGUACGAAACGAAACGCCGAUUUACCGAGACGAUUUUGCGUGCAAUUAGAAAAAGAAAAAAAAGCAUCUUUGUACAGGCGUAGUGUAGAGAGGUGGACCACUCCUGCCUUAGUAAGCGUUUGAAUCUUUUGAGCAGUUUCUUUUGUGGUUUUGCGUGCAUGCUCCUAGCCCAAAACUGGAAUUUCUUUACCAAACCAUAUGCACACGUUUCUCUCCAUAAUUUUGUUGCACCAAAUGUUUGUUUUUUUUAUAAUAAUAAUAAUUUAAAAAAAAUCACAUAAAAUGACGCAAACCAGGGCUUGGGCGGUGCAUGUAGUUUGCCCGACUUUUGACUUGAAAAAUUUAAAAAUGAUUGUUUCUUUUGGGCCACUAACAACGCUCAACAGUGGACACGCCGUUCUGAUUCUGGAAGUACAACUCGUUCAGAUUUAUAAAGGUUUUAAAGGUGCACUGUGAAAGUUUUUCUCCAGUUAUUGGUUUGCCUGUGACAUAAAACACAUUUACACAUGCUUUAUUGCUAAAAAAAAUAAAUAAAAUAAAAAAAAAAUACAUUGAAAAGUGUGUAAAACCCUUCACUCGUCCUGGUAGAAUCUAUGGCAAAAGGAGAAAUUCAAUUUGUCAACUGGACAAAAGUUUAUUUGGUCGAAAACAUUUUGCAGUUCAUCCAAGACGUUUCUUUAGUUCUGGUGAGACGCUGGUGGACACUUCCUUAUAUCUGCUGAAAGGAGGAGCUAACUACACUGAAACUACUCUGAAACUAACACACAGACUGUUUCUGUUUGUUAGGCUACGUUCAGA